AUGGAUCAAUACGACUACAUCAUCAUUGGCGCUGGAAUUGGCGGCCUUGUUCUGGCCAACCGACUGAGUGAAGAUGCCUCCGUCAAUGUCCUCCUUAUUGAAGCUGGCGCCAAUCGGAUGGGCGAUCCCCGGAUAGAUACCCCUGGAUUUUUGGGCACGAUGUACGGAAACCCGGACUUUGACUGGGACUACAUGAGUCAGCCCCGCGGUCGUGUAGUGGGCGGCUCUUCCGCUUUGAAUUUCUCCGCCGUUGUGUAUCCGACAGCCUCCAACUUUGACGCAUGGAAGGCACUAGGCAACCCGGGGUGGGGUGCGGAAGAUAUGGCUCCUUAUCUCCGAAAGUUCCACUCCUACACUGCACCCAGCGACGCUACAGCAGAACUGCUCGGGACAGCUCGGUACAUGAACGUUGACAAGCAAGGGCGUGAUGGUCCUGUCCCCGUUUCCCUGCCAGAUGUGUAUGGGUCUUUUAACAAGGCCUGGGAUGAGACAUUUGCGCAGCUGGGCUGGCAAACGGAUGCUGAUCCUAUCGAGGGCCGGAAACUGGGGGCUUUCACUUGCCCCCUGAGUGUUGAUGCGCAGACAGGGAAAAGGGGAUAUGCUGCGGCGUACUAUUCGCCGGAGGUUGCGGCGCGGCCAAACCUUCGAUUGAUCGCGGAGACAAUGGUUGAGCGAAUUAUCCUCAACCAAGAAGACGGAGACAUCAUCGCAAAGGGUGUCCAGGUCAAGUCUCAGGACGGCACAUACGAAAUCACCGCGAAAAAGGAAGUAAUUCUCUGCGGAGGCAGUCUGAACUCUCCUCAAGUGCUUGAGCUUUCUGGCAUCGGUAGAGCAAAUCUUCUUGCAGCUCAUGGAAUUCCAGUUGUCGUUGACAACCCCGCCGUAGGCGAGAACCUACAAGACCACGGUAUCACCUGCAUCAACCUCGAGAUCGCCGAUGGCCAGGUCUCGGGCGACAUUCUGCGCGAUCCCAAUGUCGUCCAGGCGCUUAUCAAACUCUACGAGGAGACGCAUGGAGGCCCGCUAUCGGGUAUGCCCCUCAGCAUGGCCUAUCUUCCUUUGAUGGAUGGAAAAGGCGCUGUACCGAAAGAAGAGAUUGAGAAACUACUCUCCACACACCUCGACAAUGAUAAUAUCCCCGCCAAUCUACAGGCGCAGUACAGCCACCUCCGCAAGAUUCUUCUUGACAGUGAAGACGCCUCUUCCCACUACCUCUUCCUUCCUGCACAACUUCACAUGAACCCAGGCAAGACGCCUAUCACUGAUGUCUUGGCCAAGACCCUCCCGGAGAACUACAUUUCCAUCAUGAUGCUGCAUAACCACCCCUUCUCACGGGGUUCUGUUCAUAUUGCCUCUGCAAACAGCGAGGAUAAGCCCAUCUACGAUCCCAAUCUUCUCUCCAACCCUCUCGAUCUAGAAAUCAUGGCAAGGCAGCUGCAGUUCGCGGAGCGCAUUGCUGAAAGUGAACCAUUUGCCAGUCUCCUCAAGCCUGGCCACCGGGUCCCUGAAAGUACGAAGGAUUUAAGUGACCUGGACCACGCGAAGGAAGUCGUCAAAGAUCGCCUGUACACGUGUUUCCAUCCCGCUGGAUCCUGUGCUAUGUUGCCCCAAGAGAUUGGUGGAGUUGUUGACUCUAAGCUGAAGGUUUACGGCACAAAGAACUUGCGAGUUGUCGAUGCGAGCAUUUUCCCUCUUGAGCCGACUGGAAAUAUCCAGUCAACUGUGUAUGCGGUUGCGGAGCGGGCGGCUGAUUUGAUCAGAGGUACACAUUAG
Messenger RNA from Penicillium paradoxum, 1773 nucleotides. Its product is annotated as GMC family oxidoreductase. The transcript is spliced from 2 exons. Gene Ontology annotation, molecular function: flavin adenine dinucleotide binding; oxidoreductase activity, acting on CH-OH group of donors. Bases 1 to 1773 code for a protein of 590 amino acids. The record is from RefSeq and is a predicted model, not a curated record. Lineage: Eukaryota; Fungi; Ascomycota; Eurotiomycetes; Eurotiales; Aspergillaceae.